Molecule: messenger RNA, 150 nt
Organism: Sphaeroforma arctica JP610
Lineage: Eukaryota; Ichthyosporea; Ichthyophonida
Exons: 1
Source: RefSeq, a predicted model, not a curated record
AAAGGUGGUGCGUUGCGAAUGGACAUGGAGAGGGCCGUGUUGAUCAACAACGCAUUCACGGACAAUGCCGCGGUGGAUGGCGCAGGAGUGUAUGCGGAGGGACAUGUGACUGCCGAGGACUGUGUGUUCGCCAACAACUCGUGCAGAGAG